Messenger RNA from Pomacea canaliculata, 1012 nucleotides. RefSeq names its product EEF1A lysine methyltransferase 2-like. Gene Ontology annotation, biological process: peptidyl-lysine monomethylation; peptidyl-lysine dimethylation. Lineage: Eukaryota; Metazoa; Mollusca; Gastropoda; Architaenioglossa; Ampullariidae. The record is from RefSeq and is a predicted model, not a curated record. Gene Ontology annotation, molecular function: protein-lysine N-methyltransferase activity. The transcript has 6 exons. Bases 59 to 742 code for a protein of 227 amino acids. Gene Ontology annotation, cellular component: cytoplasm.
UGAUCGCUUACGUCAUGACACCCACAAUGCCCCAGCGUGUUCCGGUAAACAAAGAGGCAUGGAAAAUGCAGACGAUGAAAGUGAUUUUCAGUCAUCAGAACUUGGAACAGUUCAGUACUGGGAAGAUGCAUACAAAAGAGAGAUCAAAUCUUUCCAGGAUAUGGGAGACAUCGGGGAAAUUUGGUUUGGGGAAGAAAGUCAGGAACGAAUGGUGAAGUGGUUAGAGACAAAUGAAAUGGUCAGCUUUCAAGAUCCUGUGCUAGACAUGGGAUGUGGGAAUGGAGCAUUUCUUUUAGAACUGAGGAUGCGAGGCUUCACUUGUCUGACAGGAGUGGAUUAUGCACAAGGGGCUGUGGACUUGGCACUUGCAGUACUGGAUGAGAAGGGCUACACUGAUGUAGAACUACAGGCUGGUGAUUUAACAAGUGAUCCCACUUCACUGCUGGCAACCUCAUGCCUGUGCCGACAAUAUCGCGUGUGUGUGGACAAAGGAACGUAUGAUGCCAUUAGUCUGAAUCCUGAUGGUGCUGAGAGAAGUCGUAUGGCGUAUAGACAGAUGGUGAAGCACCUUUUGCAGCCAGGGGGUUUAUUAAUGAUCACCUCUUGCAACUGGACUAAAGAUGAGCUUCUAGACUUUUUCAAGACAGAUUUCAAGUUGUAUGGUGAAAUCAAAGCACCAUCUUAUCAGUUUGGAGGAAAAGUUGGGCAGUGUGUCACAACUCUUAUUUUUACAACCCUGUAAUUUGGCUGAUAACACACUGUAAGCAUCAUCUCAAGUGGUUGUCUAUUGAAGCAGCUGCGAUUUUGGUUUCAUUUGCUUAUUCAUGCCCAGUAAUUUGUUGGAGAGUGGGGCCUCUUUGAAAUCUGCUGUGGCACAAGUCGAAACUGUGUGCGCGCCAGUAUGGGUAUGACUUUUGUGAUGAGCUAUACAGGGAGAGAAAUUUUGUUGUGCAAAUAUUCACUAGGAUGUUGGUCAAAGGUGGUAGUCAUAAUCAAGACAUGUUCCACGUGC